This is a messenger RNA of Tigriopus californicus, 1318 nucleotides long. Its product is annotated as sulfotransferase 1C4-like. Gene Ontology annotation, biological process: sulfation. NCBI's taxonomy places the organism in Eukaryota, Metazoa, Arthropoda, Copepoda, Harpacticoida, Harpacticidae. The record is from RefSeq and is a predicted model, not a curated record. The transcript has 6 exons. Gene Ontology annotation, molecular function: sulfotransferase activity. Gene Ontology annotation, cellular component: cytoplasm. The coding region runs from base 285 to 1280 and encodes 331 amino acids.
ACAUGCAUGGGCAAACUGUUCAGCGAUUAAAAUCCGUUUUGUUAAAGAAACGACCAUUGAACAAUCCAGCGCCCACCUCUGCUACGUCAAAUCUUCUUCAAACGUGAAAUAUGUGCUCAGUUCUGUUAUGGUAAAUCGGGCUUGUGUGUACUUCGAGAAACUUGUUUUCUCUUCAGUUAUUGUGAACGAAGUGUGCGUCGUUGCUCUCCUUAUUCCGCCCUUGCUCUGAAUGAAGAAGUUAAACGAAAUACAAGAAUGGUGUAACGCGACGAGGGACGAGAAAAAUGGGCGAAAACGAUUUUCCUUUCACGUUCCAAACUGUUUCUCGUGAGGAUGAGGAGGCAAAAAGGAAGGUCUUCAAGGAAGGCUCUUUGGAACUUAAUGUGACGCAAGUAAUGCCAGGACGCAUCAUUCUGCCCAAAACAUACGAGGAAGAUGCCAAACGAAUUUAUAAUAUGGAAUUGCGACCAGAUGACAUCUGGAUUGUGACGUAUCCAAAAUGUGGGACAACGUGGACCCAAGAAUCAGUUUGGCAGUUGGUCAAUUUCGACUUGAAUAGCAAUAUUCCUUUCGACGCCCGGACGCCAUUUCUUGAAUUUGGACACAUCAUGAAGUCAUCAGGGGCUUUUGAAAUCAAAGUGGGGAGCAAAGAGCCCCCGCCUGAAAUGUUUACGGACCUUGUCAGCUUUAUUGGCAAAAUGCAGUCCCCCAGAGUGAUUAAAACGCAUAUUCCACUUGAGCUCUUGCCGCCCAAAUUGGUGGAAACUUGCAAAGUUGUUUACGUAUGUCGCAAUCCAAAGGACACAUGCGUUUCGUAUUUUCAUCAUAGCGCCAUUGGAAAACCUGUUUAUAAGCUCUAUGGAAAUUUUGAAGAUUACAGUGAGCUUUUCUUCAAUGGGCGCCUUGUGUAUGGAGACUAUUGGCAACACCUCAAGAGUGGUUGGGCCUUGAGAGGUCAUGAAAACUUUAAGUUCAUUUGGUUCGAGGACAUGAAACAAGACCACAAGGCUGGACUCAAAGAUCUUGCCCAGUUCUUAGGAUAUGAGCGCACUGAGGAAGAGCUAGACACUCUGGUUAAACACUUAACCAUCGACAAUAUGCGAAAUAUAUCUGUGGCCAAAGCCAGAAAUGACUAUGAAAAGGAGUUCCUAGCCAAGUUUUUCCGCAAAGGCCAAGUGGGCGAUUGGAGCAACUAUUUCCAAGGAGAAACCCUUCAAAAGUGGAACGAAUGGAUAAAAAAACACUUGGAGGGCACUGAUAUUGUUAUGAGAUUCAAAUGAUUUUAAGCAUUGAAUAGCGAAUAACUAUCGAAUAAAUA